Penicillium oxalicum is the source of this 414-nucleotide messenger RNA. RefSeq lists its product as uncharacterized. Lineage: Eukaryota; Fungi; Ascomycota; Eurotiomycetes; Eurotiales; Aspergillaceae. The coding region runs from base 1 to 414 and encodes 137 amino acids. The record is from RefSeq and is a predicted model, not a curated record. The transcript has 2 exons.
AUGUCUCUUCAAAACAUUCGCAAUUUCUCCUCUAGCACUGGUCGGAAACUCCUUAUCCUUCUUGGUAAAGUGACUUUAGAGGAUGUCCGAUCUACCAACGGGCCCAAGGGUGACCAAUGGGUCUCAUCAGUGACAAAGAUAAGAGACGAUGUGGAGACUCAGGCAAGUGCAACGAAUAUUUCUUACGUUCAUUUGGCUGACCGUCAACAGUAUACCACCGCCGCUGGAUACGAGAUACAGGGAGCUAAGGCUCAUAAGUCCUCCAAAGAUCCUUCGGACCCCGACGACGUCCUCACUAUCGCGUUCUACAGCCAAAAUGGAACUCGGCUUCUCAGCGGCCAUAUUCAUGAGAAUGGGACCUACAAGCUUGCCGAGAGCCGCGCAGGGAAAGGGAAGGGAAGCAAGCAGAAGUGA